ACUUGUUUUUAUGAGGAAGUGAGUGUUGGUGCAGUGCGUUGAGAGGAGGGUUUCGGAAAACCAGUUGGAAGGCAGUUCGAGCCCGGGUUCGAGUUUAGUUUCGUACUGUUCGCCUGAAGGCUCGUACACACAGUUGACUCUCGGGGUUUUGGCUGCGGUGUUGACGGCGUGUGUCGUGACGUGUGAGAAGAAAUUUGUAAAAAGGAAAAAUAAGCAGCAAACGAAUUGUUUUCUUUUUUUGUGAGUGUGUGAUUGCAAUUCUCUCAAGAAAGUCGAGCGACCGCUAGAAACGGAAGUUCGGUCAAGUGAAGAACACACAGCGAUUUCAGCUCAAGUGAGAAAAGCAGAGACCCGUCGGUAAACUGGAACAGGUUCGGUUCGGUUGUUCGCGGCUCGCGUCGUUCGGUUGUCGUCAUUGUUGCCACAGUGGUCGCGCGAAAAUUGGUCAAAAUUGAGAGAAUAAAACGAAAACGUGAAUCCUCUAGUGAGUUAAGUGGAAGCGGUACUUCCAGCAGCAGUUCGGCAACGGUAGCGGCUAUUACAGCGGCGGCGGAAGCUCACCACCGGAAGCAGCUGGCACAGCACGAAAGGAUGCUGCUGGACACACAGAACAAUAACAAUAACGGCGGCGGAGGUGGAGUCGGCGGACCCACCAACUCCAUGGGACUGGUGGGGCAGAUGGGUGGACCGAUGGUGAACCAUCGGAAUGUGGCCGCGUCGGCGGCGGCCCUGCAAGCGGCGGCCGCGGCUGCCCUGACGGCGGCCAAAGGCGCGACGGACUUUUCGAUCGCGGCAAUCAUGGCACUGCGGGAGGGUUCCGCAAGCCGGAGCCCUCUGGAAGCAGUUUUCGUAAGUGGACCCCCCAGCUCGGUUGAUCGGCUGUCCGAGGUGGACGACGAGGUGGACGUUGACGUGGAGGAGUGCUCCGACUCGGAGGAGGCGGCCUCGCGGUCCGGCCGGAACUCACAUUCCCGGGCGACCGCCACGCCCAACUCGGUGUCCGACGAGGAGCGGCUCACGCCGGAACCAGCCUCGAAACGACCGCAGAUCCAGGGCUCGUGCAACUCGGACGAUCUGCGGCCCGUACAGUGCCACCUCGAAACCAAGGAGCUGUGGGACAAGUUCAACGAGCUUGGCACCGAGAUGAUCAUCACCAAAACGGGACGACGCAUGUUCCCGACGGUGCGGGUGUCCUUCUCGGGGCCGCUCCGCCAGAUUACGCCUGCCGACCGGUACGUGGUCCUGCUGGACGUCGUCCCGGUGGACAACCGGCGCUACCGUUACGCGUACCACCGGUCCGCGUGGCUCGUCGCCGGCAAGGCAGAUCCCCCGCCGCCGCCGCGGCUGUACGCCCAUCCGGACACCCCGAUCGGGGCGGACGCCCUGCGCAAACAGGUUAUCUCGUUCGAGAAAGUCAAGCUCACCAACAACGAGAUGGACAAGAAUGGCCAGAUUGUCCUCAACUCGAUGCACCGCUACCAGCCGCGCAUCCACCUGGUGCGUCUCGUGCCCGGCCAGAAUAUCCCCACCACGCCAAAGGAGCUGCAGGAGGUCGACCACAAGACGUACGUCUUCCCGGAGACGAUCUUUACCGCCGUCACGGCGUACCAGAACCAACUCAUCACCAAGCUCAAGAUCGACUCGAACCCGUUCGCCAAAGGCUUCCGGGACUCGUCCCGGCUAACCGACUUCGAUAGUUUCCCGGGCAUGGAUCCCAUGGACGCACUGCUGCUGGAACAGCAUCUCCGUUCACCCCUGCGACUCUUCCCGGACCCGUUGAUGGCUCAAUUUGGCGGCGGCGGCCCGAUGCCGGGCCAAGAUCCGGACGGUGCCCAGGCGGCCCUGCUGGAGAAGGCCCGCCAGCACCUGCAGAUGUGGGGCCGUGCCGCCCCGUACGGUGACCUGCUCAUCCCCCAGAUGUACGCCCAACGACCCAACAUGGCCGCUGCCCUGAACCUGGGCCACCUCUGGCAGAGCCAGUGGCCCCAGCAGUUCCCACCGGGCUUCCUGCCGAACGCAGCCGCCGCCGCCGCAGUAGCGGCACCCACCGCCCCUCCUCCACCCCCACCACGAACAACCCCUCCACCACCCGGACCAUCCCAAACCAUGACCAGUCCGGCUAGCUCGGCCGGCUCUCCCUCGCCCGACCUCCGAGCCAAGCACUUUUCCCGCUUCAGCCCGUACCAGAUCCCGCAACACCACCACCAGCAGCAGCAACAGCCCGGUCCGGCACCCCCCCACCAAUCACCUUCCCCGAGAAGUCCCUCAAACUAAACUUCUCGCGCGCUGGCAACACUGCCGCCCUCAGAGGCUGAUCAUCAAAUCACAGUAUUAACAAAACGCAACUCUCGCAGCAUCACGAAGCGAGUUCACGAACAAACAACAAAAACCCAGUGAAAAGCCUCGUGACAAAAACAAUAAAAAUCGUUUCAUCCUGUAAAUAUUCAUCGCUAUUUAUUGCUCGCCAAACUUGCAUCCUCAGUAAAGAAAAAAUAAAAUUUUUGAGCAGAUAAUUGUAAUCGUUGCAAUCUUAGAACCACCCUUUUCCUUCGUUUUCAUCGUAUUAAGGCUUCAUCUCAUUUCCAAAUUAAAAAAAUAUUGUAAAAAUGUUAAAAGUGAGGAGGCUAGGAUCUCGUUUCUGUUUCUGUGCUAGAGAAUUAGUUUAGUGUUCCGAAUAAAAAAAAAAAACUAAAAAUAU
This is a messenger RNA of Culex quinquefasciatus (southern house mosquito), 2698 nucleotides long. Its product is annotated as T-box protein H15. The transcript is spliced from 7 exons. The record is from RefSeq and is a predicted model, not a curated record. Gene Ontology annotation, molecular function: RNA polymerase II cis-regulatory region sequence-specific DNA binding; DNA-binding transcription factor activity, RNA polymerase II-specific. Gene Ontology annotation, biological process: positive regulation of DNA-templated transcription; heart development; regulation of transcription by RNA polymerase II. Gene Ontology annotation, cellular component: nucleus. The coding region runs from base 592 to 2274 and encodes 560 amino acids. Lineage: Eukaryota; Metazoa; Arthropoda; Insecta; Diptera; Culicidae.